AUAAAAUAAACAAGCUUUCUUUGUUGUUGUUGUUGUUGUGAAGUCAAAAGAUCGUCCAAGUGAGUUUUGAAAAUGGGUUGCCCCACAAACGUCGUUAAAAUUAUCUCAAUCUCGCUGAAUGCCAUUUUGGCGUUUUUGGCAUGCGGAGCCAUCGCCUGGAUAGCCAUUAAUUCAGAUACGGAGCAGGAGGAGUUUGUUAUCGCCAGCUAUGUGUUUAGCGGUUUGAUUGUUCUCAUGGUCAUUGUGGGCAUAUAUGCAGCCAUACGAGAGUCGAUUUGUCUAACCGCAACGGUUGCUGUAUUUCUGCUACUGCUGGUCAUUCUGCAAAUUGUGAAUAUCUUCAUGUUUGUGAAUCCCAUGAAGUUGCAGAGUGGCCAGGAAACCGUUGAGAUUGCCUGGCAGGCCAACAACAUGGACGGAUUGCAACAGCAAUUCAAGUGUUGUGGCAAGACGAGUGCUCAGGAUUAUGUGCAUCUCAAUCAGGUGAUACCGCCCAGCUGUUAUACCGAUCUGCAGCAAGUGCCGGAUCAUUUGUUCCUCAACGGUUGCAUUGAAAAGGUGCAGGAUCAAUAUGAAAGCGACAAGCGACGCUUUUUAAUUGUAUCCUGGGGACUGGCGGCCUUCUUGCUGCUGUGCUUCGUCGGUGCCGUAUUUCUGGGCAUCAGUUUCCGGAAUAAACAGAGGCGCCUGCAAUUUUAAUGGCCAGCUAAUGCUAGCUACGCCUCAAGUACAAAACUGUGUGUGGGAAGGAUGAUUCAAAGUAUUUAAAUUAUAUUUUCUAACCAAAAAAAAAAAAUACAAAAUAUUUUAAAAAAGUUCAACUAGGCGAACAUUUUAAUUCAAAUGCUGAAACCUAAGCUAGUUAAUAUAUGUACGAAUAGCUCUUACUAUUUAUAAAGCCAAUAAAACUAUAUAUGUGUGUGU
Molecule: messenger RNA, 924 nt
Organism: Drosophila innubila
Lineage: Eukaryota; Metazoa; Arthropoda; Insecta; Diptera; Drosophilidae
Product: protein late bloomer
Exons: 5
Coding region: 73-699 (208 amino acids)
Cellular component (GO): membrane
Source: RefSeq, a predicted model, not a curated record